Molecule: messenger RNA, 593 nt
Organism: Zea mays
Lineage: Eukaryota; Viridiplantae; Streptophyta; Magnoliopsida; Poales; Poaceae
Exons: 3
Coding region: 30-512 (160 amino acids)
Source: RefSeq, marked predicted
CGCUACUGUAGCCCGGUUGCCGGUUAAGCAUGCCGCCCAGCCCGUCUACCCCUACGCCGCUGCCCAGCCCCGCACGGAGUCGCCCCGUAGCCGUUUGCCGGUCACCGUGCCAGCACGGCUGCUUCGCCGACGCGUCCCCGCACACCCCGUUGUUGUGUGGAGGAGCCCUACAGCCUCGCCGCUCGUCGUGCCCGUGCCUCGCCAUCGUCAAGCUCGCUGAUGCCUUCGCCCUCUUGCCGCCGAGCAGAUCUCGACUCGUUUCUGGGCUUCGAGGAAUCGACGGUCAAGCUUCGGCGACCAAGUGGUCUAGCUCUUUGGGUUCCACGAAGUUGAAGACUCUGAGCAUCUGUUUGGUGAAGGUUGUUCACAUUGCAACCACUGCUCAGGAGAAGACGAAGUCGUGGAAGGAGACUUCCAGGAGUUCCAGGACUACGACGAGUUCUAGGUGUGGGUUGGCGGCAACCCCCAGUCAGCUGCCUGUGAAGGCCCUAUCUUUACUGCGUUUCGCUUAGCACUUUGAUUUACCUGUUAAGUUGAUGACUAUGUGGAUGUCUCUGACUCUGUGAUGUAAUAAGUUAAUACUCUUUUAUGUU